Messenger RNA from Lottia gigantea (owl limpet), 441 nucleotides. RefSeq lists its product as hypothetical. Bases 1 to 441 code for a protein of 146 amino acids. NCBI's taxonomy places the organism in Eukaryota, Metazoa, Mollusca, Gastropoda, Lottiidae. The transcript has 2 exons. The record is from RefSeq and is a predicted model, not a curated record.
AUGGCCAAUCACUAUACUAUUAAACCAGCAAGAUAUUUAAUGGUUGGUUUCAAGAACUUACAGGAUUCUCAAACGAAUAACAAUAAUAUCUUAAGAGUAGCAAUGAACCAAACUCGAGAUCCUAUAAUCCGUAAAGUUCAAAGAUUAUUAGAUUUGGAAAGAAUUGACAAGAGUGUAAAGGAAGGUGGAUUUUUACCUUUCCUACAUUUGAUAUUUGCUGGUCUGGCCGCAGCAGCUGCGACUGCUGGUGGGGCGGCUGAAAUAACACAAGCCAUCAACGCCAAGAAAGCAGCUGACGCUGAAAAAAGUGAACAACGUAGACAUAAUAUGGAAAUGGAAAAGAUAGCACAAGGUUCAGGAGUAGUAGAUAUAUUAGGGACAGUUAAAGAAUUUGGAAUCGAUUUAGUGAAGAAACCAAGAAAACUGUUAAAGAGGAAUUAA